GCUGAGAAUUUUUGUGCAUUAUGAUUCCGUUCGUACAGUCGACAAUGGCGAAAUUAAUGAUUUAUGUUUAUCUGGUCAUAUUAGUGUCUUGUGUUAUCAGUGAGAAUAGAAAAUCACGGACAGUAGCAAUCGACACACAUGGACAAGCGCUGACACAAACAAUCGACACAAAAGGACAACCACUGGUACAAACAGUUACCACAGAAGGAGGAGCAGUGACACAAACAUUCGACACACAUGGAGGAGCAGUGACACAAACAUUCGACACACAUGGAGGACUAGUGGAUCAAAGAAUCGACACAGGAAUUGGAGCACUGACACAAACAUUCCGCACAUAUGGGGGAGCAAUUUCUCAAGUGAUCCAUACAAGUGGAGGAGCAGGGACACAAGUAUUCGACACACAGGGAGGACCAGUGACACAAACAAUCUACACACAAGGAGGAGCACUGACACAAACAAUCUACACCCACGGAGGAAUACGGUCACAAACAAUCGAUACAGCAGGAGGAGUACUGACACAAACAUUCGACACAACAAGAGGACCAGUGACACAAACAAUCUACGCACAAGGAGGAAAGCGGUCACAAACAAUUGAUUUAGCAGGUCUGCCACGACAAUGCUAUUUGAAGUGCCAGUGAGCUGUGGAAGAACUUAUUUUAUCAUAUCUAAUAUUACAUAUUAAAAAAUCUGUUUAUUUUAAAAUUUAUGUAAUUUGCAAAUUUUAUAUCAAAUCAAAUAAAUAAAUAUGGCAAA
This is a messenger RNA of Anoplophora glabripennis (Asian longhorned beetle), 753 nucleotides long. RefSeq lists its product as uncharacterized. The coding region runs from base 21 to 638 and encodes 205 amino acids. The transcript has 17 exons. The record is from RefSeq and is a predicted model, not a curated record. Lineage: Eukaryota; Metazoa; Arthropoda; Insecta; Coleoptera; Cerambycidae.